Molecule: messenger RNA, 2655 nt
Organism: Kwoniella mangroviensis CBS 8507
Lineage: Eukaryota; Fungi; Basidiomycota; Tremellomycetes; Tremellales; Cryptococcaceae
Exons: 3
Coding region: 1-2655 (884 amino acids)
Biological process (GO): mitotic DNA replication checkpoint signaling
Cellular component (GO): nucleus
Molecular function (GO): DNA replication origin binding; ATP binding; ATP hydrolysis activity
Source: RefSeq, a predicted model, not a curated record
AUGGCAGGAGGUACCAAACGAUCCCGUCAAGAUGAUAUUGAUACACCCAUUACUCCCCCUCCAUCACAAGAAGUAGAAGAUACCCCUACGCCAACUCCAACUCCCACUGCUACUCCUACACCACCUAUAACACGUAAUUCAUCUUCCUCAAUUCAUACGAGAAGGCAAGCCACCACCGGUACCAAUAAUGACACCACCACCACCUCAUCUCGACCACCAUUGACCCGAUCAUCAGCAACCCAACCACCACCACCCCGUAAUAACGGUUUGGGCAGGUCGAACUCCCUGUUCAACAUGUCAACUAGGAGAUCCGGUCUCACCUCAAUUUCAUCAUCUUCCUCUUCCUCUUCUUCUACCUCGUUUGCUAUCCCUUCUGGCUCAGGGUCAAGUAGGGUCGGGAUGUUAACGCGUACUCAAUCUACCCCGUCUAUCACUUCGCCCAGUCAACUCAAGGCAAUCGAAGGAGGAAGUGGCGGUAGUGGGCCAGCAGGAAAAGGUGAUCCCGAAGAUGGUCUGGGUGGUGGUGGACCUUCAAAGAGGUUUGGAAAAGGGAAAGAGAACAUACCACCUAAGAAGGACAAUAAUGAGAAUUCGUCUUCUGGCUCUGGCGGACAGGAAGGUGGUUCUCAGAGGAAAAGACCUAGAGUAUCAAGUAGAGCUAGUAUGUCCGGUUCAGCUAGAUCGAGGGGAAGAAGUGGCAGUGUUGUCAGUGUGAGGAGUGAGACUAGUGGUCGACACUCUUCACUCGCUCCUUCAUCUUCUGCUUCAUCCAUUGCAUCGUGGUCUGCGCGUCUCCCUUCUCCCGCUCCUUCCCAAGCAUCGUCCAUCACCCCCUCACUCGAUUCGGUCACUUCGGCCGAUCCUCUCGAUCUCAUCAAGGACGAGGACGAGUUCGAUGUCGAUAAGACACCUACCAAGGCUAGACCAGUCACUCGAUCGACCGUACUUCCUCCUACUCCACCACCUUCUUCCCCUUCCCUACGUGACGUGGAGAUCAAGUCGACCACUGAACGCGUCAACCUCAUGCGUAUGUAUAGUGAUAAAACCGAAACCGACGAGGAUGUCGAUAUGUCAGAAGACAAAGCAAUAAAGUUGAACCCAUAUAAACAACUCAAAGCUCAUCUGCGACUAUCGUCUGCCACCUCUGAAUCCACAUCUACCGAUCAGGUCAUCAUCGGUCGAGAAGAAGAGAAAAAGGUGUUGAGAUCGUAUCUGACCAACAGGAACGAUGUUGAUGUGGGCAUGUACAUCUCCGGUCCACCAGGUACAGGUAAAACCGCUCUGGUCACUGCUCUAGGAAGGGAGUUGGCCGAAGAAGGUUGGAAGGUCGUUGAAUUGGGAUGUAUGGGUUUGAAAGUCACUGAUAUCUGGAGGAGGUUGGGUGAAGAGUUAAUUUGUGGAAAAACCGAAAAAGAUGUAAAGGACUUUAUCGCUCAGGCAGAUUCUAAAGUGUUCAUUAUUCUCGAUGAGGUUGAUUCACUGAUGCCACCACCACCUUCUAUCGCACCUCCAGCCACUUCCCACUUACUCACUAAGCUUUUCUCUCUUCCUUUACUCUCGCCAACCGUCAAACUUAUUUCUAUCUCCAAUACACUCGAUUUGACACUUCGAGCUCGACUUGUUCUACCUGAUAGCGCCCAGCCCUUGGUGCUCCCUUUCAAAGCUUAUAAUGCGGGUGAAAUGGCACCUAUCGUCUCAUCUCGAAUUGCCGCUGCAACUGCUACCAUGUCUCACGACGGACAGGCCAUCAAGAUCGAUCCUACCGCCAUCACUCUCCUGACUAAGAAGGUCGAAGCUCAAAAUGGUGAUCUGAGAAUGUGUCUUGGUGUACUCUGCUCAGCAAUCACUCUAGCCGAGAACGAAUGGUUGAAAAAGAAAUCCAACCAGGCCCUAGCGGAUGGUGGAGAGAAAAAAGAAAUUCCAAUGACCAAAAUCGCCGUCACGCAUAUACUUAAAGCUCUAACUUCUUAUACUCAACAACUGAAAUCUGCCGCUGGAUCGACAUCUUCCAGCACCGGUAGUGCGACAAGUAAGAAAAUCAGAUCGGUACAGAUCCAAGGUAAAAUGGUCUUGGUAUCCCUUUUGGUCUAUUUGACUAGGGUGAAAUACGGAUUGAAUGGAUGUCCAUCGAUCUCUACGAGUAAUGGACAGAUCACACCUCCGCUUACACCAUCGAAAUCUUCUUCCAACCUGAAUGGUGAAUUGACUGUACAGAACCUGUAUACUACGUAUUGUCACUUAUUAUCACAUGAUCAUUCACCUUUCCCACCAUCGCCCGAAUCGGAUUAUCGAGAUUUACUGUCCAACCUUGAAACGUUAGGUCUGGUCAGUAUAGUAGGAGGUGGCUCGGGAUUAGGAUCGAUCGGUUUGAGUAGAUCUUCAAGUGGAGGAAGUGGAAGUUCGACGAGAUCUAAAUGUUCUUCUUCCUCGGGAGGAGGUGGGAAGAUUGAAUUGUGCGUUAAAGAAGAAGAAUUAAAGGAUGGUUUAGGUCUUGGAUCUGUAUCAGGAUCUACAAAAGUGCAGAAUAAGGGGAUAGCGGAAGAGGAGGUGAAUAAGAUUUGGGAGAGGGAAGAAGGAAGAUUGAAGAGGAUGAAAGAGAAGGAAAGGGCUAGACUAGCUGGUUUGGCUGAUGGGACGAGUGAACAGUAUAUCUAA